GAACAUGCUGUCUAUUAUAAUAUUCCCAAAUAAUAAAAAGUAAUUUAGAAAGGAAAAAUUAAUAUAGAAAUUAAAAAAACCCGAAACCCGAAAGGUUCUUUCAAUGCUUUGAAGCUUUCACUGCUCGUCUUCUUUAGGAACUAUUUUGCUUUUUUCAACAAUUUCAGAUUCUGGCUUUUAGGGUUUUACGAUGAAUGAGAGAAAGACGAUUGAUCUUGAACAAGGAUGGGAGUUUAUGCAAAAAGGAAUUACAAAGUUGAAGAACAUUUUAGAAGGCUUGCCAGAGCCGCAAUUUAGCUCCGAGGAUUAUAUGAUGCUUUAUACAACAAUUUACAAUAUGUGUACCCAAAAGCCUCCUCAUGACUAUUCUCAGCAGUUGUAUGAUAAGUAUCGAGAAUCCUUUGAAGAGUACAUCACUUCAACAGUACUUCCUUCUUUACGAGAAAAGCAUGAUGAGUUUAUGUUGAGAGAGCUGGUCAAAAGGUGGAGUAAUCACAAAGUAAUGGUUAGGUGGCUUUCUCGGUUCUUCCAUUACCUUGAUCGGUACUUUAUUGCUCGGAGGUCACUACCUCCCCUUAAUGAAGUUGGACUCACGUGUUUCCGAGAACUGGUUUACCAAGAGCUAAAUGCAAAAGUGAGAGAUGCUGUAAUUUCUCUGAUUGAUCAAGAACGUGAAGGCGAGCAGAUUGAUCGCGCUUUGUUGAAGAACGUUUUAUAUAUAUUUGUUGAAAUUGGAAUGGGGCAAAUGGAUUACUAUGAGAAUGACUUUGAGGCUACUAUGCUCAAAGAUACUGCUGCCUACUACUCGAGGAAAGCUGCAAAUUGGAUCGUAGAUGAUUCUUGUCCGGAUUACAUGUUGAAAUCUGAGGAAUGUUUAAAAUGUGAGAAGGAUAGGGUCUCCCAUUACUUGCAUUCUAGUAGUGAGCCAAAACUGCUCGAGAAAGUUCAACAUGAGUUGUUAUCUGUAUGGGAAACCCGACUUCUCGAUAAAGAGCACUCCGGCUGCCAUGCAUUGCUCAGAGACGACAAGGUGGAUGAUUUGUCAAGAAUGUUUAGACUCUUUUCUAAAAUUCCUCGAGGCUUAGAUCCCAUAUCAAGCAUUUUCAAACAGCAUGUAACUGCUGAAGGCACAGCUUUGGUCAAACAGGCUGAGGAUGCUGCAAGCACCAAAAAGGCUGAUAAAAAGGAUGUCGUUGGCAUGCAAGAGCAGGUUUUCGUGAGGAAAGUGAUUGAGCUGCAUGAUAAGUACCUAGCCUAUGUGAAUGAUUGUUUUCAAAAUCAUACUCUCUUUCACAAGGCUCUCAAGGAGGCUUUUGAAGUCUUUUGCAAUAAGGGUGUUGUUGGAAGCUCAAGUGCGGAGCUACUUGCCACUUUUUGUGAUAAUAUUCUCAAGAAAGGUGGCAGUGAGAAAUUGAGUGAUGAAGCAAUAGAAGAAACACUUGAAAAGGUUGUGAAGCUACUUGCUUAUAUUAGUGACAAAGACUUGUUUGCUGAAUUCUAUCGGAAAAAGCUUGCUCGAAGGCUUCUUUUUGACAAGAGUGCUAAUGAUGACCAUGAGAGAAGUAUAUUAACAAAGCUGAAACAGCAAUGUGGUGGUCAGUUCACCUCAAAGAUGGAGGGAAUGGUUACGGAUUUGACAUUGGCAAGGGAAAACCAGGCAAGUUUUGAGGAGUACUUGAGCAAUAAUCCAAAUGCAAAUCCAGGGAUUGACUUGACAGUAACUGUUUUGACUACUGGAUUUUGGCCAAGUUACAAGUCUUUCGAUCUCAAUCUUCCUGCUGAGAUGGUCAAGUGUGUUGAAGUUUUCCGGGACUUCUACCAGACAAAAACCAAACACCGAAAACUUACUUGGAUAUAUUCUUUGGGCACUUGUAAUCUUAUUGGGAAGUUUGAACCAAAGAUGAUGGAGUUGAUUGUCACAACAUAUCAGGCCUCUGCCUUAUUGCUGUUCAAUUCCUCAGAUCGCCUGAGCUAUUCUGAGAUCAUGACACAAUUGAACUUAACGGAUGACGACGUAAUUAGACUUUUGCAUUCGUUAUCUUGUGCGAAGUAUAAAAUCCUUAACAAGGAGCCAAGCACGAAAACCAUCUCUCCCACCGAUCAUUUUGAAUUCAACUCCAAGUUUACCGAUAAAAUGAGAAGGAUCAAGAUUCCUCUCCCCCCUGUGGAUGAGAAGAAGAAAGUAAUUGAAGAUGUUGACAAGGAUCGACGAUAUGCCAUUGAUGCCUCAAUUGUACGUAUCAUGAAGAGUCGGAAAGUUCUGGGUCACCAGCAGUUGGUUAUGGAGUGUGUUGAGCAAUUGGGCCGCAUGUUCAAGCCGGAUUUCAAGGCCAUUAAAAAGCGAAUAGAAGACCUGAUUACUCGAGACUAUCUUGAGAGGGACAAUGAUAACCCCAAUACAUUCCGGUAUUUGGCAUGAUAACCUAGUCAUUAUCCCGUAAUGAAGCGGCGACUGUUGCCGCUGCAAAUAACUCGAAGCGGCUGGAUAUGAUUGGUUCGUGACGAAAGUUGCAUACACAUAAUGAGAUGCUGCUAAGAUUCUUGUACAGUAGGAGCCAGGUAUGGCCAAGUUCUAUAAACUGUGAAAUUCGAAUCUGAAUCAAAACCGAAAUCGGAAUCAAUCUCAUAUCAUCGUGGUUUCUUAUUACCCCAAAAUCCCAUUUUAUGACUUAGUUUAUGCUUAUUUGUUUUGCCUCCUCUGUUCCACCAACCAAGCCAAAAAAAAGAAAAAAAAAAGUGUAUUUUAGUAAACUCAAAGCUCCAUCAUGAAUGUAAGUUUAAAAUAUGUUUGGAUUUUUUCCCCCAAUUAUGUUGAAUGCAGCCAGCUGUUUUAUGUUA
Gossypium raimondii (Peruvian cotton) is the source of this 2838-nucleotide messenger RNA. Its product is annotated as cullin-1. NCBI's taxonomy places the organism in Eukaryota, Viridiplantae, Streptophyta, Magnoliopsida, Malvales, Malvaceae. Gene Ontology annotation, cellular component: cullin-RING ubiquitin ligase complex. The record is from RefSeq and is a predicted model, not a curated record. The coding region runs from base 191 to 2419 and encodes 742 amino acids. Gene Ontology annotation, molecular function: ubiquitin protein ligase binding. Gene Ontology annotation, biological process: ubiquitin-dependent protein catabolic process; protein ubiquitination. The transcript is spliced from 20 exons.